Molecule: messenger RNA, 2829 nt
Organism: Sceloporus undulatus (fence lizard)
Lineage: Eukaryota; Metazoa; Chordata; Lepidosauria; Squamata; Phrynosomatidae
Gene: ALG9
Product: ALG9 alpha-1,2-mannosyltransferase
Exons: 15
Coding region: 56-1891 (611 amino acids)
Biological process (GO): protein N-linked glycosylation
Cellular component (GO): endoplasmic reticulum membrane
Molecular function (GO): alpha-1,2-mannosyltransferase activity
Source: RefSeq, a predicted model, not a curated record
GGGAAAGUCGGCGGGGCUUGCGGCGGCCGGCGAGGCCCUGGCGCUGCCCACAGUCAUGAUGGCGGCCAAGGGGUCCCGUCAGCGGCCUCGAUGGGGCUCAGCAUCAGGGGAGGCGGCGGCGGCGGCGGCGGCGAGUGUUGUGAGCCGCCCGCGCGAGGAAGCGGCGCCUGAGGAGCCCAAGGCCGAGCCGAGUGGGAGCAAAGCAGGGCACGUCUGGGCCCCGGAAGGAUCUACGGCUUUCAAGUGCUUAAUCUCAGCCAGGUUCUGUGCCGCCCUCCUGAGCAACAUCUCCGACUGCGAUGAGACCUUCAAUUACUGGGAACCGAUGCACUACCUCGUUUAUGGGAAAGGCUUCCAGACAUGGGAAUACUCUCCUGUCUAUGCCAUCCGCUCCUACGCAUAUCUGUGGCUCCAUGCUUUCCCGGCCUUGUUCCAUGCCAGAGUUCUGCAAACAAACAAGGUUCUUAUCUUCUAUUUCUUGCGCUGUCUUUUGGCUUUCCUGAGUUGUGUUUGUGAGCUCUACUUUUAUAAGGCAGUGUGCAAGAAAUUUGGGCUGCAUGUGAGCCGUCUCAUGUUGGCUUUCCUGGUACUCAGUACUGGGAUGUUCUGCUCAGCUGCUGCCUUCCUCCCCAGCAGCUUCUGCAUGUACAGCACAUUAGUAGCCAUGACUGGGUGGUACAUGGAUAAAGUCUCUCUGGCAGUCUUGGGAGUGGCUGCUGGAGCCAUCGUGGGUUGGCCUUUCAGUGCUGCACUUGGGCUUCCAAUUGCCUUUGACUUUCUUAUCCUGAAAAGAAGAUGGAGGAGCUUCCUAAGAUGGUUUCUUGUGUCACUGGUGGUGUUUCUGGUUCCCUUGGUGGCUGUCGAUAGUUAUCACUAUGGGAAGCUGGUGGUUGCUCCUCUCAACAUUGUCUUGUAUAAUGUCUUCACGUCACAUGGACCAGAUCUUUAUGGAACAGAGCCCUGGUCUUUCUACUUCAUCAAUGGCUUCUUGAACUUCAACGUGGCUUUUGCUUUGGCACUUCUGGCCUUGCCAUUAACCUCCCUCAUGGAAAGUUUGCUGCAGAAGUUUCACGUUCAGAACCUGGGGCGUCCUUACUGGCUGACGCUUUCUCCUGUGUACAUCUGGAUCCUGAUUUUCUUCAGCCAGCCUCACAAAGAAGAGAGGUUUCUGUAUCCCAUCUACCCUCUUAUUUGUCUCUGUGGGGCUGUGGGACUCUCUGCCCUUCAGAAAUGCUACCAUUUUAUAUUCCAACGUUACCGUCUGGAGCACUACACUGUCUCUUCAAACUGGCUGGCACUGGGAACAGUCUUUGUUUUUGGGCUGCUCUCCGUGUCACGAUCGGUGGCAUUAUUCCGAGGCUACCAUGGGCCUCUUGACCUGUACCCAGAAUUUCACAGGAUUGCCACCGAUCCCACAAUUCACACAGUGCCAGAGGGGAGACCAGUUCACGUUUGUGUAGGGAAGGAGUGGUAUCGGUUUCCCAGCAGCUUCCUCUUGCCCGAUAACUGGCAGCUUCAGUUCAUUCCAUCAGAGUUCAGGGGCCAGUUGCCAAAACCAUUUGCCAAAGGACCAAUGGCUACACGCAUCAUUCCAGCAGACAUGAAUGACCAAAACCAGGAAGAACCCUCUAGAUAUUUAGAUAUUUCCAAAUGCCAUUACCUGGUGGAUUUAGACACCCCAACUGAAGCGCCCAGGGAGCCAAGAUAUGCAGCAAACAAAGACGAAUGGAUCAGUAUUGCCUACAAGCCCUUCCUAGACAGUUCAAGGUCCUCAAAGCUGUUCCGGGCUUUCUACGUCCCCUUACUCUCCGACCAGCAUACAACUUACAUGAACUACACCAUCCUAAAGCCCCGGCGUUUGAAACAAGCCAGGAAAAAGGCCGGCAGCUAGAGCCUCCCAGAACCCAAGAGAGAACCAGCCAGAGAGUCUGGCUUUUGCGUCAGGUUUUUUAAUCCCAUCCGCCCACCCUCCUUUUUGUUAAGUGCAGCCUGAGGGUAUCAGGAGAUGGAAAAAAAACCCUACAGCUGUGAACUUUUCCCACUUUGGGCUCACUGGGUGUUCUGCAAAGGUAUUAAGGAGACAUAAUCUGCCACUUUUUGGGGAGGGGGAGUGGGUUUAAAAAACAAAACACAUUCAGAAACUUCCUGGGAGAACACAAGCAAGGUUUGCUAACAGACUUGCCUGUUGCCUUUCUUGCUGGAGAGUCCACAGAGGCAGAGGAUUUGGCUUGAGAAAAAGGACCAUAUCCUGGCUGCAGACUGGCUAUUGAUAAUGCAGCAGUUUCCUCCUUCACCACUGCUCAAUCCUGCCUACCUUGCAGGGAUUGGUGGGUUUGUUUGGCAGUUGUUUCUUAUUUUAUUUGGAGAGGACUUUGGGAGAAAAAAUACAAUGGUGCCUCAAGGUGCGCAUGAGAGGCACUACCUGGUGGGUCGCCUUGAGAGAAUGGACUGCCUUCCUUCAGAGGAAAAAAGACUUGACUUGCACUUUUAAAAACUGUGACAUGGCUAAUUCUGUAAUUUUGUGAAAUGUGACCCCUCUGUGAACGGGUUUUUAUUUUCAAGAUUUCUGUUGUCUUUGUCGUCAGCUCUUGCCAAAAUGCAAGGAGAUUGUUUUGUUUUAAAUAUGCAUUUUCCUUUUACUCUUCUCUACAAUCUCGACUCUUUGGAAAAUGUCUGCCGUUGUUGCAUUGCUCAGUUUUCAAAGAGGCAGAAUGGAGAACUUUCCUUUUUUAAUGGCACACCCUUCGCUGUGGUAUAGGGUUGUGUUGCAUUCAGUCUGUACUGUGAGGCUGUCUUUUGUGUUCAUUAAAAUUGAGACUUCAACCUUUA